Messenger RNA from Danaus plexippus (monarch butterfly), 3024 nucleotides. It is a transcript of the gene fwe, whose product is annotated as calcium channel flower. Bases 67 to 624 code for a protein of 185 amino acids. Lineage: Eukaryota; Metazoa; Arthropoda; Insecta; Lepidoptera; Nymphalidae. Gene Ontology annotation, cellular component: membrane. The record is from RefSeq and is a predicted model, not a curated record. The transcript is spliced from 6 exons. Gene Ontology annotation, biological process: vesicle-mediated transport.
ACUGUAUCAAUAUUUCUUAGUAUAUGUCACUGACAGUUGACAAGACAGUGAAUUGAUUUUUCGAAAAUGUCUUUGGCGGACAAGAUAUCAAUGCUUAUGGCGCGGCCAGGGGGCGACAAUGCCGCAAAAGAUGACGUUCCCUGGUGGAUGCGAUAUGCUGGUCGAGGUCUUGGAACAGUUGGCAGUGCAAUCGCCAUAUUCCUCGGUCUGCUGAAUUGCAUCACCAUACUCCCUUUCAACGUCCUCUGUAUCCCUGCUGGCGUGUGGCAGAUGCUAGCCGGCUUCAUAGUGAUGGUGUGCGAGGCGCCCUGCUGCUGCUUCUUCAUAGACUACAUACAGGUGCUGUCCGACAAGGUGGAGUCCAGGCCGUAUUGGCAGAAGGGAGCGCUGUAUAUUGGUCUCGCUCUGCCUCCUUUCUUCCUGUGUCUGCUGAGCGUGAGCACGUUCCUCGGCAGCGGACUGAUCUUCGCCACCGGCGUCGUGUACGGCAUGAUGGGAGUCGGAAAGAAGGGUUCCCGGGACGACAUGGCGGCGAUGGCUGCGGGCGGGUCGACGCCACCCGGCCCGCCCCAGGACAGCACCGUCACGCUCAUGGAGGACCCCGACGUCUGGCGCCCCAACUAAGGCGUCCGUGGAGGAGAUGCGGACCGCUGCGACCUUGGAGGCGGGAGCCAGCGCCGUCCCUCGAGCGAAACUCGUCGCCAACGAGCAGCCGUUCAGCUUCACCAGUCCCCCCGCCAAGUGAUGAUGACCCCUCGCCGCUCACAUCCUGGUCUCCGACCUGUGCCACACAGCUGGUUCACUUUAGUUCCAUCCUUCUAAGAGAUAAAUGUCAUUCCUCUUCGUGUAUUCUGUCUUUACAGUCCACCCCCCUCCCCCAACCCCUCACCACCAGCCCCUCCUCGUCUCCUUUUCAUCUCGGGUCGUUUUUCGAUCCGUCUCGUUAUAUUUGACUGUAAAGUAUUUAAUAUCCUGAAUCCUAACUCACCGCGAAGUUAAUCCCGUGAUUUUAACAGGUACAUUGAGUUUACGUUCUAUAUUUAUUUAUUAAGUGAUUUACUUUUGACUGAGUUUUUAUUUAUUAUAUGUGUAAAGAGAAUUCUUAUUUAAACUUUUUUUUAUAUAAAUCACGUGCAUUUUGAUUUUAUUGUUAGUGAAAUUUUGAAAAAUUUGUAGAAAUCAUUAUAUUAUGUAACAACACUACGUAAAUAAUCAUUUUGUACGGGAGUGAAAAUGGUGUACAUUGUUUUGGAUCGUUUUUUUUAUUAUGUUUAUUAUUCUCUAGCUUCUUGAAUUGAAAUUUACAAAAUCAAAAAUAUAUCAUAGAAAAGUGUUUUUUUUAAAUAUAUUUUUCAGGGUCGUUGUUGUAUCUGUCAAACUAAUGUCACCACGAUUAUAUAAAUAUGACGAGUUUUGUUCGAUUAUAAAGAAAAUUUGCCCAUUUUAAUAUUAUAGUGCUGCUUUCAGUGAACAUGCCAAAAUAUUAUUAAAACAUGCAAUAACUAUAGAUUCUAUUAUUGAAAUUAAUGUUGGACGGAGUCGUCUUUGUAACGGCUUGUCGUUUUCGCUGAAUUUUUGACUAUUUCUAUGAAAAUGCAUUUGUAAUCUAUUUCGAGGUCCAAUUGUAUAUGUUUUCGUCCCAUUUCAUAAAUUAUUGGACGUUCAAAUUUAUCAUAGGCCAAGUACCUGACAAGUUUAUGAAUUUAGUAUUUUGAAGUCCAAGCGCAUUGCGUGUAGUGUUGUAUCGAGGGACAGAGUACCGGGGAAAUUUUGAACACAAUGUUUUAUUUUGAAACUCGUAAUUUCAUGUUAAUUAAUAUCAUGGCCUGGAGAUGUUCUCUAUGUAGUAAAAUAAUGAAAAUGAUGAAAAAUAAUAAUAUAAAUGUUGUAACUGUUAAAAUUACUCGCUUGAUGAGAAAAAACUAUGUAAUUUGAUAUAUCUUAUUUAUUUCAUCUGUGAGUUCAAAAUACUCAUAGAAUAUGUCGUUUAAAUGUGUGUUAUUCAAGCCACUGAUUUACUGGCUAUUAUAAGUGAAACGCCUGCCCCGGCAAGAACAUCUAACAAAAAAUCUUACGUUUUUAAAAGUUAUUCAAUUUAUAUAAAACAAAAAUAUGUAUAAAUAUAUAACAUUAAAUGACAUCGUACAUUCCUUUGUACCCAAUGGUCUCAAGAGUAGGUGUUUGAUAUGAGUUUUCUCUGACUGUAUAUGACAGUUUUUGAAAACAUAAAUCUGUAUGAACCAAUGUUAAGAGCCGCGUGAUGUAAUAGUUCCAAUACUAUUUGUAUAUGUUGAUAAUGUUUGUAACGAGUUAGCUACAUGAAGUAUUAUUGCAUGUAAGAGCGACCCUAGUCCUAGAUAACAUUAGCCGUAGUUAAAUGUUGCUCACGGCAAGUCUAUGCUCUUAUAGAAUGUCAAUGGAAUUGCUUAUUUCUUUAUUCCCGUGCUUCCCUCGUCACGGUCUCCGUAUCUACCGUUCUGUUUAAGUUAGUCCUGUAUCUAUUCCAUCACUUGUUACAUGUACAUAGUGAAAUUGUUCAGAGUAGGUAGCGUUAAUUGAUACAUUAUGUAUAUGUGUUUCUUUGGUAGCUAAAAUGUUGAUCCGGUACCAAUUACAUCAAUUGUUGUAAGUUUAUAUGUAAAUGAAGUUGUUUUUAAGUUUCUGCUAAUGUUAUAAUGCUUUAUAAUGGUCAUAUGUUUAUGUAAUUCCCAUACAUAUCUCAUUAUAGCUAUUUACUUGGUCUAACAGCUGGUUGGAUGAAUUAAAGUAUUUAAAUAAUAAUACAAAUAUGAAUAAUUUUGUUGAGAAUGUAUAGGUUAUUUUAGUUAAUAUUUCCCAGGGUUGCCGCAUGUAAUCAAUUAUGAAAAUAUUUGGAUGUGUAUUUGUCUCGGCAGCAACCCUGGCCAUUACAUCUAGCUCACAUUAUGUAUGGUAUGCUAGUUUUAUAGUAGACAUGUAUUGAAUUGUUCUGUCGGUAAUGUUGAUCUUUAGGAGGCAUAUCUGUAAUAAAUGUGUGUAUAUUGA